Molecule: messenger RNA, 1330 nt
Organism: Amborella trichopoda
Lineage: Eukaryota; Viridiplantae; Streptophyta; Magnoliopsida; Amborellales; Amborellaceae
Product: chromatin remodeling protein EBS
Molecular function (GO): chromatin binding
Source: RefSeq, a predicted model, not a curated record
UCUAGGUUUAUCAUUAAAACAGGAUCCCUCUUCUCUCUCUUCGUUUCCUUUCAAACUGGGUGCGAGAGAGCGCGAGAGCUGCUACAACGGAGCCUAGAGAGAGAAAAGGGCAGGCACAAGAAAUCUUCUCGAAUCUAGAGGGAGAGACGCUCCGGAUUUCCAGCGUAUUUAUCUCUCUCAAGCCUAUAGACGUACGUAUUUUAUUCAUGCUCCGCAUUUCUGAGCUCCACCCGCCAUGGCUAAAACCCGCCCACCCAAGAAAUGCCUCGACUCCUUCACCAUCAAAGGCAUUAACAAGAUAGUUAAAGCGGGUGACUGUGUUUUGAUGAGGCCAUGGGAUUCAGGGAAGCCCCCUUAUGUGGCCAAGGUUGAGAAGAUCGAGACUGAUAGCCGAAACUCGAUUAGGGUUAGGAUUCGGUGGUAUUACAGACCUGAGGAAUCGAAAGGGGGGAGACGCCAGUUCCAUGGAGCUAAGGAAUUGUUCCUCUCUGAUCACUAUGACGUUCAGAGCGCUGAUACGAUUGAAGAUAAGUGCACUGUUCAUACUUUCAAGAAUUACACAAAGCUCACUUCGGUAGAAAACGAGGAUUACUUUUGUCGAUUUGAGUAUAAUUAUGCGACUGGUGGUUUCACCCCUGAUAGAGUGGCAGUCUUUUGCAAGUGUGAAAUGCCUUACAAUCCUGAUGAUCUUAUGGUCGAGUGUGAGGGUUGCAAUGACUGGUUUCAUCCCGCUUGUAUAAGUAUGACCCCAGAAGAUGCGAAAAGGUUGGAACAUUUCUUUUGCGAAAAUUGUUCUCCAGAUGAUGAUGUGAAGAGGACACGCAAUUCUCGUAAUUUCUCCAAACACUCGGAGAUCAAGCAUGUGAUUUAGGUGGAGUCAAAACGUCGGAGGAGAGAGAAGUCCUGAGAAAGCAAAAUGUUAACAUGGAUGGCAGCUUUCUCAUUCUGAAGGCCUCCAAACACUUGAAGGGCACUUAUUUUAAAAGGGGAAAGAACAGUCGAGCCAGAUAUGUGCAGAACAAUUGUGAGCAGGUAUUUAUCUUUGGUGCACAGUAAAUGCAAAUCUAAACUGACGUUUGAAGCUUUUUGAAUUAGGUUGUAAAGUUUGGUUGCAGUAUUUCUCUGGUCAAGAAGAGAGUUGUUGUGGUCCAUAGAGUGUGGUUUUGUAACUUUAUGAAUGUGAAGUGGAUGGAGUGCCAUGAGAGACUUUGUUUAUAUGUUUCCUUAUUGGUUACCAAGUUGAUUAGCUUGGCUGUAUGCCUAUUAUUGUUCGUAAGCCACGAACUGUUGUAUAGCCAGCUAUAAAUAAUAACUUUCUUGGUUGUUGAUA